AGGCGGAUGGUUGGAUGUCAUUUCAGGCCGCACGUUUUGUGCUAACCAAUCAAAGCGAGGGAGGUGAUACCUUAUCUCACUCGCUGUGAUCACAGUUGAGGCCGGUGUUAUCGUGCUUGUUGUUGGAGGGCUACAACAUUCUGUGUUCUGUAGGCAUAUUUCAUCUGUUUGCAUAGAUUUAAAAUACCGUCUUUCAUGGAAUCAUGUUUCAGACCGUUUAUUCAUGUGCAAAGUAAUCGGCUUCACUUCCACUUCUUAAUUGGUAAAUAAAUACAGCCAUGACCGUAUUUUUAAAUAAAAAUUUAUAAAAAUGAGGCUUAUAAAGUAAGGUGACCCAGUCAACAUUUUCGCGGGGCGAAACUCGAGGUCAUAUUUCAGAUUGCCAUGAAAACAAGGGGUAGAACUCAGAGCCAAACUCGGGAUUGUGCAACGUUUCCCCGAGUUUUUAACCCCUGUGCUUUACCCCGAUUCGUUCCGCGUUUCCCCGCGAAAUGCUGCGUGUUUUUCCGACUCCCCGAGAAAUGUCGCGUGUUUUGUCCCGCAUUUUGCCCCGUGAAGAUCUUGACUGGGUGAGUUAAUUGAGGCUGCAUAUUGUAGCGAAAAGAAUAUAUGAUUGCAAUUUUCACCUCGAAAUAUAUGCAUACAGAACACAAUACUUAUUUUCACACCAAAACGUGAUGUCACCUAGCGAUGGCUUUUAGUCUCAUCCCCGAUAAGCCCUUCAUUCUUCCUAGGUUGCAGACCUAUUUUCUAUCGGAUUCGCUCCCAUCUGUAGGUUUAAUCUUAUUUCAUAUCAUUAAAAGUCGGUUGAAAUACCAAAGCUCGGUCACGGUCAUCAGUGGUUAGACUUUAUGAAGCUAGUGUUCAGUUUAGAGGCACUUCGAAGAAUACUAUUUUGUAAAAUCGAAGGCAACUGUUAGGGUUGAACAAUUUUUUCCUCCAAACCAAUGUUUUCCUCUGUAACUGUCACUAGUCCCAAAGUGACUGCAAUGCUCACAAACCCGGUCAGCUGUUUCGCGGGGUGAUCAGAAUAACUUACUCGCUCCCAAGCCAGAAAUUUCAUCGCAUUUUUCCAAGUUCCAUCUCAUGUUUUGAUUUCGGCUGCGCGCUUUCCCGAUUUUCCUCCAUGUUUGCCGUUUUGCUUCAAGGUUUUUUGGUUUGUCCCCUCGUUCUCAUUCAUGUUGCCGUGCGUCUUUUCGACUCGCCUGUACUUUUUCAAUACCUUGCCCCACGAUUUCUCAGUUUACCUUACCCCUUUUUGUUACUUUGGAUCGCGUCUUUCCGAUUGGUAUCUCUUUCAUUUUUGUUACUUACCUUCUUCGUGGUACGUCCCGAGUUUUACAGUUUUAGCGCAUAAGUAUCAAUCAUACUUAUUAUGAAGAAUGUCUCAAAGCAGCCCGAGCUUUGCAAAACAAUCUUACGCCUGGUAUGCCUACGUCUUAGUAAAUGCUUACUGCUCUCACUCCUUGUCAGCAACAGCUUUCUGAGUGUCAUUAUUGACAGUCAGCAUUAAAAUUAAUCAUACGUUUCAUAUCUACGUAGGUGCAGCUAGUUGGUUGUAAUGAAAUUGCAUGCCAGUAAAAAUUAUGUUACGAAAUUACAAAAGCAACGUCUGUUUGAGACGACUCCUUGUCGUCACGCAGGUCAUCAAUUCGUCAAUCAAAUCUAAUAGGACAACCUCCCUUGACCGCGCUUCUUUGGUUCCCCCGUCUUGAAAGAAAGUACUGCUAAGAGGUUUUCUGAAACUUACUUUCGUAUGCAGGCAUCUCAUUUUCCCACCAUCUUUGUCUCUAGAGCUGUAGUGAUAUUCUCAAGUAGUAAUUUCGCUCCAGUUUUGCAGUUUUUAGAAUUUUCCAUGCCUCUUUUAUUGCUUGAAGUGGAAGAAAUUAGAAAUGGAGAACUAAAAUUACAUGGUUUAUCUGCAAAUCAAAAGCCUAACUAAAUCGCUAAACCCUCAUAUUUAGUUUUCAACACCCCCCUUUUUUGGCACUGAUGCUGAAUAAAGGUUGUACUCUCUAUCCUUUAGCUGUUUCGUGAAUUAAUUCUUGAAAGGAGAACCUUCACAGCUGAAUCCUGGCUUUUCAAAUCAGAUUGUCUGGCCCAAGCGGUUAGUCACAAUUUUUUGAACUCUGCUAACUUUCGAUGGAUAUAAUAGUACUAUCUUCGUAUUCGUUAUUGCAGUCCCCACUAUUCUCCACCGGAAUCUGUAUCCUAACAAAAGGAACGACUAGUAUUUUUAAAUCGCAAGUCCGUCAAAACUCGGUAAUUAGCCAACUCGCUUCUGACUCAUCAUCAUCGCCAAAAUCAACACAGGACCAGGCAUUACUGCGUCACGGUCCGAGUUGCCACACCUCACGUCAGUUCAUCAAGUAAAAAAGUAGUGAAGUGGAAGAUGAAGAAAAGAAAAUUCAGUCAAAAGAAAUGGAAAGUACGGAAAGAGAGGAAAGAAGAAUGACAAAAUGCUUCAGUAUCCAAGUGUCGGAUUGAAAAGUUACGAACGUCUCCACCAUUUGAGUUAAAAUGCAACAUGUCCGACAGCUAUCACAAUGGCAAUUUUACCCUGAUGUAGCAGUUAAUGUUCCUGUGAAUUUUUCCUUCACGAGAGCUUUUCUAGGAGAUCAAUUUAAAGGUUCACGAACGCGCAGUGAAGUGACAAAAAAUAACCCAAGUUUUACUAACACCACUAGUUCUAAUCGUUUUCCUGAAUUCACAGAAGAUCAAAAACGAAAGCAAAAAGAGAAAUGUAAUCCUACUGAGAACGUCUCAGCACCUGUUUGCAAACAUAUUAUUUUUUCCGAUUCAGAAGAUAGUAAAUAUGAACUGAAACCUAUAAAUGCCCCAAAAGCAGCCCUUCAGGAAGUCAGACAAAAUGGUAUAAUCCCGUCAACGAGCGGAAAAUCUGCACAAUCAAGAAAAUAUUUGACGUCUGUUGCUUACACUUUGAAAAGUUUACUUAAUUCUGAUACGACCACUUCAGAAAGUGAAUCCUCAUCAACCGAUUCAACCCAUGGAUAUAAGACUCAAAAUCCCCACUUCCCAAAAUUCACAUCGCUGCUAGAGACAAGAAAUCCUGAUAGAAUCGAUUCUCCUUUCGACACUUAUACGAAUAACAAUGUAGCAGUCAGUAGUGAUGUUGAUGACUUAGACGAAAUGCUUGAUGAAAUGCAACGAUUGGGUUUUCCGACCAGUUUUGGUUGCCCUCAUAAACAAAAAGAAGUGGAUCUGAACCAUAUGAAGGAAAUUUCAUCGGACUAUGAUGAUGAGGAAAUGGAUCAAUGGCUACUGUUAUUUGCUAGCAAAAUUGGAAAUAAUCUCACCCUGAGGAAAAAAGAGGAUACUACAUACUACAGUUUUUCCGAUACCGACAUGGAACGUGUUGUGAGAUACUCUAAAUCGUUUCUUAGUUCAUCUGAAAAGUUAAGGGGCUUGGUAGAUCCAUAUGUUUGUGCAGCCUCAGUAUUUUCAAGAAUGUGUUAUAUAUUCGAGAUGGUUUGUGUAUUUACUAGUAGUGAUAACAAUGCUACUAACAGUUAUCGCACACUUGGUGAAUGGAAACUUAGUCUACCUCGUUGUUGGGAUUCGCCAACGUUCAACCUAGAGGCACUUCUAUACAAUUGCCGUUCAUUUUGGCGUUUUAAACCACCAGCACCUAAAAAAACAGCCAACUGCAAUCAGAUGAUCUAUACUGACUUUGAUCCUUUAGUGGAAAAAUAUUGGGCACAAAGAUUUCGUUUAUUCUCCUGUUUUGAUUCUGGCAUUCAAGUUGACCGUGAUUCAUUAUUCAGUGCCACUCCCGAAGUGAUUGCUGCUCACCAGGCCAAACGUAUGUUUCGUACUUUUGAGCCUUUUACUCGUCUGAAAGGCACUUGCACUGUUUUGGAUAUAUUCUGUGGUACUGGAUCGAACGCUAUACAAUUGGCUCUACGUGGUUUCCGAGUGGUUGCAAUCGAAUCUGAUCCUGUUCGUAUCUCAAUGGCCUCACACAAUGCAGAAAUAUAUGGCGUUCGCCAUCUCAUUGAAUUUGUCUGUGAAGAUUAUUUCACCUGGGCAUGGAAAAAGAUUCACCUAAGGAGUUCUCAGCGUGAUUGUUUAUAUUCAGUAGAAUAUAUGGCUGCUUUCAUGUCACCACCGUGGGGUGGACCUAGUUAUUUAGAAAAUGAAAGUUACGAUGUAUCUAGCAUCAAAUUUAAAAAUUCCAAUGCAGACUUAUGGUGUGCUUUAUAUUUAGCCCUAGUGUUGACCAAUGGAAAUGUUGCCCUAUUCUUACCUCGCAAUACAAACAUGGCAAAUUUUAUAGAGAUUUCAAUAAAGUGUAUAAAAACGAUUAAAACAGAUUUAUUACAUAUUGAAUUUGAACUAGAUUUGAUCAAUUUCAAAAGCAAAGCAUUGACUGUCUAUUUUGGUGUCUUGGCAACUGGCACUAAACGAACAGUUGAUACUAUUAAAUCAGAUCAUUCAGAUGAGUCAAACCGUUCCGAUUAAAUUGUGAUGUUUGCACUUUAUUUUUGUAAAUAACUUUUUGUAAUUCAAGAGAUUUUUCUUCCUCA
This is a messenger RNA of Heterobilharzia americana, 4547 nucleotides long. The record is from the annotation of a GenBank genome assembly. NCBI's taxonomy places the organism in Eukaryota, Metazoa, Platyhelminthes, Trematoda, Strigeidida, Schistosomatidae.